AUGGAGGGUGGCGCGAUUUCGGAUGCCCAGAUAACUGCUUCUUCGCGAAUGAACAACAACAGCACACCAAGACAGGCGAGACUGAACUUCAUUGAACAGGGAAUCAAGCAAGGGGGGUGGUCGUCUCUUAAAAAUGAUCGUAACCAAUGGCUUCAGGUGGAUCUUGGCAGUCACACCACUGUGACAGGUGUGGCGACUCAGGGAAGGAACUCAACAAAAUGGCGGCAGUGGAUUGCAACUUUCACGUUACAGUUUAGUUUUGACGGAGUGAUCUUCCAGUCAUACAAAGAGCCAGGGAAAAUGCCAGCAAAAGUAAAGCGUCUUUGAAUUAUCAUUCUAUGAAUUCAUUCUCUGAAUGGGUUUUCCUUACAAAUCUCUUCUUAAGAGGUCCCGAAAAAGAAAAGACUCCCCUGAAACAUACCCACAUGUACCAUAACUUUAUAGUAUAACGUUGUCUGGCUUUUUUAGCAUUGCAUCGAUCAAUUAACACACCUAAAAAUGUUGUGAUCAACAGCAUUGUGUCUGGGUUUGACUUGGCUAACUUUAACAUAAUCCAAAGAUCGAAAGGAAAAUUCGUUUUGGAAGAUAAACUCAAUUUUUUUGUUUGACAAAAUGUUGGCAUCAUUAUGAAUCAGUGAAGUUUCGUCAUAAUCUGAUAGACCUUUAAAAUUACGAUGUAUGCAUAGGACCAAAUGACACUCCUUUAAGUUUAUCAGUCUUUCCAAAUUUUGUGUAUAUAUGAACUGUCCUGCGAAAGCGAGGUAUCUACUUGAGCUCAGCUGAUUUUGGUUUUAACUAUCAGGUACUUCACGCCAAUCAAGACAGUGAUACAGUUGUGUAUAACAAGUUGAUCUCACCAAUCACAGCUCGUUAUAUCAGACUUUUGCCAGUCACGUGGUACAACCAUAUAUCACUCAGAAUGGAGCUAUAUGGGUGUGGAGGUAUUUCAUGACAUGAUGGUAUUUUAAGUAGAGAAAAAAAUCACUUUUGGUGUCACAAAAGAAACAAAACUGUUUAGUUUUUCUGGGGACGCCAAGAUGGGUGUAAAACACCUUUGAACCUAGAAGGCAAAAUUUGAUAUGCAAACAAAAUAGAGUGCGAUUAAAACCGACAAAAGAGGCAGGAAAAGAGCCAAAAAACCAAUACAUCAAGGGAAAAUAGUGUACAAAACUUGUUAAAGAAAGAAAACCUAAAAAAAUAAAAUGUUCGAAAUCAUGUUAACACGCCUUUCAUGUUUCUUCUAAAUUAUUUUCCUGUCAAGGAGCGAAGAGAAUCUUAGUAUCUUAUUUCACUUUUGAACUCUUGCUUAAAAUCUAUAUUUUGUAAAAACCAUAUGGAAGUGUUUGAAGUAAGGGUUUAGAGUACUGAUUCUUCAUAAUUUUCAGAGAUUAGCCUAUGAUCUUUGAUCAUGCAAGAUUUGCUUCUAAAACUUGUACCCGACUUAUCUUCAUCCUAAUAGAUUAGAGGGAAAGAUUCUCGUUUUGAAAGGGAUGUUAUAGCACCUUUCUUGAGUUUCCUUUCUGAUUAAACUCAUUCAGGUUGUUCCUCACCACUUGGCAUGGAGAGUCAGGUUAUCUCCGAUGCCCAAAUAACCGCCUCCACCGAAUGGAAUAAUUACAAUUCUGCAAAAUUUGCACGGUUAAACUUGGGCGGCUGGGUUGCCAGAGCAGUUGAUCCUAGACAGUGGCUUCAGGUGGAUCUUGGAACUUACUCAAGCGUAACGAGUGUUGCAACUCAAGGAGUGAACCUACGAGGCUGGCGAAAAUGUUGGACAGCCAGUUACAAUCUGCAGUACAGCGACGAUGGAAUAACAUUUCAUUUUUACAAAGAACCUGGAGGAACUCUUCCAAAGGUAUAUCCAGAAAGUGGCAUUGAAGUGAAUUUGAAAAUGCCCUUGACUUAUUUUAAAAAAUACUUUUUUAUGGUUCCAUGAUUAUUGCGGUCUGAGCUGGGUUUCCUGAGAGAAGUCAAUCACUAUGUUAUCUCUUUCUGCGUCAUGCCAUGUAGAAACCUUUAUAUUUCAAAGUCACUUACGCAGUCGUUACGGCAGUUAUCGGUGCAUGCUUCGUUUUAGUAGAGGGAGAGCACUUUUCCUCUGUUCUUUCUAUUCUUCUUCCACCAAACAAAAUAAGAGUUAAGUCUUAUUUGUAACAAUAGUUUGAAGAAAUACAAAAGUCGAUAAUAAGUUAUGUCAUGCUUCAUGAUCAUUUUACAGGUGCUUAGUGGAAAUCAAAACUUCCACUCAGUUGUGUUAAACAAGUUGAGGCAACCAAUUACAGCUCGUUACAUUCGAUUCAAACCUUUACUCUGGAAAUAUCGAAUUGGAAUGCGAACCGAGAUCCAUGGUUGCCUAGGUAUUGUCAAAAUAUUAUUUUAUUCAGGGCAUGUUGUCAAGAAUUUAUUUUCCUUAUGAGGAAGGAGGGGAGCUCUCAACAAGUUUGAGGCCUAACAGGAAUAGACUCUGUUAAAAGUUUGAUAUUUCAGAACUGUUUGAAAUUGUUUCACAAAUCACAAAUUUUUGAUUAUAGACUAAAGCCAUGCUAUCAAAUCAGUAAUUAAACAUACAUUUUUGCAGCUGCAAAAGUCAUAUAUAGUAUAACGAAUAAGGACUUGGCUUCGUAAUUAUUUCUCUUGAAAAUAUGAAUUGCCUUUUUCUCGCUGGAGGAAAGCUACUUCAAUUUUAGUAUCCUUUACCUGUCAUAGUGUACUCUCUCUAAUUUGUUCAUCAAUAAACUGAGGGUAUUCGUAACGGUGAUCACGUGAUCUGAUCAUGGAAAUUGCGCUUAUGUUUGAAAAUUUUUAGUUGAGCCAGGACGCAUUUUUAUAAAGUAUCAAACCGUGAAAGACGCUUGGAAGCUAGAUUGUAGUUGCAUGCUAAUGAGAAGCUUCUUGUCUAAUGAUAAAAAUUCAAAAUUCAUUAAUUACAGAAUGCACUGUCCCUCUUGGAAUGGAAAGUAGGUCGAUAUCUGAUGCGCAAAUCACUGCUUCCUCGCAAUUGGAUGGAAACCACCCCGCAGUACAAGGCAGGUUGCAUUUUCAGACCGUGGGAAACAACGCUGGGGGGUGGUCGGCUCUUACAAGCGAUGCCAACCAAUGGCUUCAGGUAGAUUUUGGUAGUUACACUCAUGUGACCCAAGUGGCGACUCAGGGGGUGAACGGAGUUGAUGAAUGGGUGACCAGAUACAGGUUGCAGUUUAGUGAUAAUGGAGUGAUGUACAAGUUCUACCAAAAAACUGGGGACACUUCGGUCACGGUAAGGCUUAUCCUCAUUUAAAGAAUUUUAUCAACUGAGCUAACUUCCAAUAGACAUAAUUGUUUUCAUAAAUGAAAAUAUACAUCUGCAAAUACUGUAAUUUAAUGUUUACACACAGUAUGAACAGGAUAUAACCACGGGUAAGAGACCAUGGAAGCACUGUUAGUGUGCCAACGCAAAACUAUUCAUUUAUUUCAUUAGUUAUUCAUUAUCACCUGUUAUUUCAAGUGCAAUUCUGAAAGUAGAGCCGGCUAAAAAGGACAAACGAACAAACCAGCAAUAGAGUAAGUCGUCGCAACUCAGACUUCAAAUUAGAUCUUAAUUUGACUGUGACAUUAAUAACGAUUUUCAGGAGUUUAAGGGAAACCAAGAUCGUAACGAGGUUGUGUAUAAUACACUUCGUCCGCCACUCAAAGCGCGCUAUGUCCGCAUAAUCCCAACACAAUGGAACAAACAUAUCUCCAUGAGGAUAGAGCUCUUUGGAUGUCCAGGUAAUUGAAAACUAUUGGUGGCUUUUAAAAUAUUUUCUUGUUGGGUUCUUCUUAUCGUUUUUCACAGGACAUUGAUGCAAAGCAAAAUUACUUGAUAGUGAAAAGGUUACUAUUAGGGUUGACUCAAAUCUGUCGCGGCGGUUUGUUGUUAACCGCUCCACGGACUAAAUGUCGACCAAAGAUCAUCCAGUUGGGGAACUACUUUAUAACAUACUUCUUCUGAAGCUUAGUGGAAAAGUUGUCGAUUGCGUUCUUUGACUAAGCAUAAUCAUAACUGGCUGAUUUAAACGAAUUUAACCAUGACACGAUCAGACGUUUUUCGGAUCCGAGAUGAGGUCUUACUUGAGCCAUUGACGAAAUAAUUCAUAUGACGCUUCCUAAAAAUGAGAACUGUUUGAAUUUUUCCAAUUGAAAAUGAAGGAAUAAAUAAGUUCCUUAAAUUUCCCAAACCAAUCGUAACUUUGGUACAUUUACAAAGAAGCCUAUCAACAUACAUACAAAUAAUAAAAUGAUAGUGUAGGAGAAUGGAAGGGAAAGAAAGGAAAGAUGUCCUCAGCGUUUUGUCGAAAAGUAUGACUCGACAAAAAACACCAAAUUACAAAUCAUGUACUCAGGCUGGGAACUUCACCGAGUAAACUAAGUUAGGAUGAUCAAUUGUUGUUUUCUCCUUUAGAUUGCAUUGCACCCGCUGGUAUGGAGAGUAGACUGAUCUCCGAUGGCCAAAUCAGUGCAUCAUCACAACUGGAUGAUAAUCAUGCACCACAUCGCGCCAGACUGAAUACCAAGAUAAGUGGAAUAAAGCAGGGCGGUUGGCUUCCUCUUACAAAUGACCGUAAUCAAUGGCUUCAGGUGGAUCUUGGUAGUUACACUCGAGUUACGCGAGUAGCGACUCAAGGGAGGGAUGGCUAUGACGAGUGGGUUACUUCCUUUCAGUUAGAGUACAGUAUUAACGAAAUCACUUUCAAGUCUUACAUGGAAAUUGGUGGUGGCCACCCCAAGGUACGAAGCGCCAACUAAUUCAAUGCAGAGCUGCCUUGAGAAUUAUUGGCGUGGUCAAAAUACUUCGGAAAUAAAUUUAUAUAAGAUAUUUUAUAACUCUAUCAACGCUUAUUUGCACAUGCAUGACAAAAAGUACAUAGAGAACAACUCAAGCGGCGUUAAUUUUCUCGCUAUUGUUGCGAUGUAACGAAUUUGUAUCGAGCAAAGGAAAGUGGCUUUCUGACCCAAUGAGAGCAAAGGCCAUCACUCACUGUAGAUCUCAAGGGAUGGUUUCCAGCCAAAGAACCUGACGAAUAAUCGAGUAUUUUCCUAAGCUGUACAAACUUCCACUACAGUGUGUCAUUCAAAUAUAUAACAAAAGGCAGACGCAGAACUCUUUUCUUUCAUUGUUAAUCAUCCGCAAGCCUUACGCAUCAUUUUUCCUUGAUGCUUUCUGUGUUUUUCUCGCUUAGAUAUUUCCCGGAAAUGGUGAUAGUGAAACUGCUGUUUUCAACAUUCUUAAACCUCCAAUCACAGCACGAUACAUAAGGAUCUUACCCAUAGCGUGGUAUAAAAACAUAGCGAUGAGAAUAGAGAUCUACGGUUGUACAGGUAACGUUUUAACAGUAACAAAUGAUGCCAAUAAAAAAUCAAAUUGGGGUGCCUUUUAACAGGCCUUUUUUACCUCAUGGUAUGACGUUAGUUGUACUGUAAGUUUUUAUUAUGGAAGGAAAAUUCACUCAUUCACUAACUCACUAACCCUAUUCUCUGAUCUGUUAGACAAUUAAUGUAUGCAUUAAAACUUUGAGUAAAUACGUCAUCUCCUACCUCCCCGUUUUAAGCUUACCUUUGUCCCCAAUAUUAUGCUAUUGUCUUCUGUUCAAAUACCUAGGGGUUGACACUAGGUGCGAAUUUUUGCCUGAGUACACGGAGUUAUCAGCAAAGUUCAAAAUGGCUGAAAUGAUCGGGCUGAUUUUUCUUUCUUUUCGCUUUCUAUCUUCAUUUGGUCGCGCCGCGUGAGCAAUUAUAAUUCUUGUCUUCAAAUUGAUUUUCACGUAUCUCUUAACCAUAUGUUGCUGUUUUAAGGUUAUGAUUUCAUUUAUUUUACCUUUAUAGCCGAUUUUAUUCUUUCUUCAAGUUGAUUUUGCGUAUCUGUUGCGGCUAUAUUUUACGCUUAUUUAUCAUGUUUUGAGAUUUUAUUGAUUUCAUUUAAUUUGAUCGUUCGCCUUGCGAGCUACUUCGUUACUAGGGAGUAAAUCUUGCUUGUGCACGGAUUGAAUUUGCCAUCGUGUACAAAUAGUUUUGUCACUGACUGUGAAUAUAUGAAAAUCAUAUUUGUAAACUCCGGUUUAAUUAAGAAAUUUAUAUGAAUACUUCUGUUUUAGUAGUGUUCAUUACUACCAAGAUCGCUUUCAUAUUAUAUUUUUUUUUUCACUGUUUGGCCGUCAAUUUAUGUGAUUUUUAAUUAAUUGCCGUCUUGGUUUACUUUUGGCUCCAAGUUUUGGUACUCUGGUUAACGCUUCUAAAUUGGUAAUUUAAGGGUGCAACUUGCGCUAUUGGAAGAAUAUGGCAAAGAUUUACAGUUCUCACCACUCAAAUGAAUAAUUAAGACAUACCAUGAGGUAAUUCCUCGAAGCCUUUGAUUUGAAAGUAUACCGGCGAAUAAAGAAUUAGUUUUGAAGUAAGAUGAUAAAUACCAAAAAUUAUGCAGAUGCAAAUGCAACAUCGCUCAAGAAAGUGGAAUUACAGUCGGAUACCAAUAAACUAGAGCCUUUUCAAUUCACUUCUUUGACAUUAAUAGAUAUUAUUUUUACCAUCCUUUACACUCUUUUCAUUUUCGCGACACUUCCAACGUUGUUGAUCCUAGCACGGUACGGGACUCGUCUCAUAUCAACCUAAAAAUGGCGUAGCUCACCACAUAGUUCUCUAGAGCUCAGUAGCACAGUAUCGGAACGAGAUGUAUAUAUAAAUCUUGAUUAUAGUCUAUCCUUAUAUAUGCGAGGUUCUGGAACUCGAUUCUUCGAAGAAAACCCAGACUUUUUCUCUUUUCCAAGCUCCUGACGAGCCGAAUGACCUCUUACUCAAUUAAUUUAUGUUCACCUAUUUCAGUGUGCAGCACACCUCUUGGAAUGGAAAGUGGGGCAAUCAAAGAUGCACAAAUAACCGCCUCUACACAGUGGGAUGACAAUCAUGCCCCAUCAAGGGCCAGGCUGAAUUGGAAGUUGACUGGAGUAAAGAGAGGAGCCUGGUCAACUCGUGUACUGAAUCUCAAACAGUGGCUUCAGGUAGAUCUUGGCAGCUAUACCAUUGUGACCGGUGUCGCGACUCAGGGGAGGAAUGCACCCCGAUUACAGCAGUGGGUGACCAAGUACAGGUUGCAACACAGUACUGAUGGAGUGAACUUUCAUUUUUACAUAGAAAAAGGCGACAACUCAUUCAAGGUAUUUUCGUUUUCUUGGUUUUAAUGUUUGGUAACAGACAUGGGUGAUAAAGAGUGCGAAAGCCAGCCACGGUAAUGAUGUUAAAGAACUUCUACCGGUGCCAAACAAAAUUUACUAAUUCUAAAUGCAAUACGUUUUCCAGAGGAGAAAAAAAAACAUUCAACUAUACGGAAACAUCCGAAAAGGUGAAAAAACUGAGAAAAGAAUCAAAAGCUAACUUUAGAGAUCAUGGUGAACUAUGGAAGCAGGAUUGAAUAUUUGACGAUCCAACUAAAUUAAAGGUGUCAAAGACGAGGAGAUUUGAGAGGAAAAAUUCCAGCCGAAUAUGCUUUGAGGUUUUCCAUCAUAAUUAAAUUUCCUUCUUAGCCACCUUAAAUAAAAAAACAAAUCCGGAAAAAUUAAUUCUCCAUAGUAAAUCGAUUCAGAUUCGUUACAAGUUAAACUUCAUUCAUCUUCUGAAGAAUCAAUCCGGUUAUAAAAGACUUCUCCUCGGCUCUUUAGUGAGUUCCAGAAGUCAGCAUAAAUCUACUUGUCACAAUGUCUCCAAAGAAUGAGAGAUGAUGAUAUUUUCUUCAGGUGUUUAGUGGUAAUCAAGACCGAGACAGCAUUGUUUACCACAAAUUGGCAAGGCAAAUUACGGCACGUUACAUCCGGUUCAUUCCAGUGGAAUGGCGAAAUCACAUCUCUAUGAGAAUGGAAAUCUAUGGCUGCGCAGGUACAUCGCGGUGUAUCUCAUUGUUGCUGUUGUAG
This is a messenger RNA of Pocillopora meandrina, 7913 nucleotides long. The record is from the annotation of a GenBank genome assembly. NCBI's taxonomy places the organism in Eukaryota, Metazoa, Cnidaria, Anthozoa, Scleractinia, Pocilloporidae.